GUGAGCAUGUUGAGAAAUAUGUCAAUCUUACAGUUCCAUUGUCCUUAUACAGUACGCAGGACAAAUCGUCAGAAAUAGAGGUAUUGUAAAGUAGCUAUUGUAAAAAUGUAGCAUGGUGUUGUUGUAUGCCAUUUCUGCUCCAAGCGACAUUGUACAAGAUCACCGUUUCUAUGUGACUUGUCAACUGAUACAGUAUCACCUGUUUCUCUGCUUGAAAGUACACUUAGUGCCGGGUUGGUAAUUUAGCCAUGAUUACUACACGUUUAGAUAGCUGCGUAAACUAACUUAUCAAUCAAAACAUUUUUAGCUGACAUGGGCUAAUCGAGUGAUUGUCAGUGACUGACAUAAUUCGAGGAAGACUGCUGAUGUACAACAACAUUUCGAAAUUGCCCCUCGUGUAUAUUACUAUUCUAAAGCUAAACAGUAAGUUAAGACCAAUACGUUUAUUUUUGUUGGUCGUGUCCCCCUAGCGGCUGGUGGCAUUAGGCGACCUCCUUAUAUCGCUUUUAUGCCUAGAGCCGGUCCUGGUGAGCAGCUGCCAUUCAGCGGGCACUUAGGAGCACUGACGGUAACUGCAGAUGAAGGAAGGAAGGGAGUGGGCGAGUUAAUAUAGCAGCGGUCCCUUAUUCAGCACACACACACCCGCGAAGAGGUUGAGUGAACGAGAGAGAGAGUAUGUGUUUGUCCACACAGAGCUCGAACCACUGCAUUCAAACGGAGAAGGGGAGAGGGAAACGGCUGCUACUUAUCUGAACAAGCUUCCACACAUACGGAGGAGCCGAGGCCAUUCCCACUGGCGAUAUUACUGCAGUAGAUUGCAUUGACGCCAGCAGCAAGAGAUACCUCAUGCGGGCAUAGACGCGUCGCAUUUGUCGGUGGUAAAAAGCUACUGGGGCGCCUAUUUACCAACCCCCGCUGUUAUCCUUAUUUUGUUUCGGUUUAUCUCAUUGUACUCUGCUGAGAGUGUGUCUAUUCGGCACCUUGCGUUCGUCAUCCAGUGUAUUUUGGCCGCAGCUUGAAACUGACAAACACUGUUCCUUGACGCGCCCGAAACGUCUGCAGAGGUGGAGGAGACGCCAGGGAGCGGUUGUUGUGGAGCAGGUUGGGAUAUUUUGCGAUAAAAGCUACUCAACCAGAACGUGCAGUCGUGUGUGAGCACGCUUUCGCCGAUGUCGAUAGACUGCUGCUUCACAAAUCGGAUUUUUACACUGCUCUUUUAAAAUCAUGAUUUGACAAAUGGGUUAAUUAUCGCCAUGCGAGAGUUUACUACGAAGACCGGUCAAUUGAAUUACGCAUGGAAGCUUGUAUAAUGUAGUCACAACGUUAGUUCCUGCAGAGGUAUUCAGUUAAUAUCAAUCACCAUCGAAAAAAAGCCUUAUUGCGGUAUUGUAUCAAAAUGCCUGCGGGAAUGAAGCCCCUGGAAAAGUUUUUGAAGAAACAGACAACGGCGCUCACUCGAGCUGGUGGCUUUGGUGAGAAGGCGACUGGCACUGGCACUUCUCGUCGGCGAGCCAGCCUGUCUCGGGUGGUUCCGUUUUUCAGGGAAACUUCUCCAGAGAGCGGUCCGGCCAGGGAGGUGUUCAGCCCGGACACCGAGGAAGCACCGUGCUGGCCCUCGGCCACUGCGGACAUUAGGAGCCCGUCGUUGUCUAGCGAUGAGCAAAGCUCCGAGGCGAGUCUGGACACGAGCUGGACCCCGCUGCCUGCGGACACACCGGACAACCUGGCGCUGGCGCUCCUGGACAGUGUGGCGGGCAAACGAUAUGGCAACUGCACAGAAACCCUCCUGGAUGACUUCAUGUUGACUCACCCCAUCUUCCUGGCCUCAGACAGGUUCCAGCAGGUCCUACUCCAGCAAUUCGGUGUGGAGGGGAAGGCAGGGGAGGGCUGGCCCAGCUGGGACGGAGCAGAGAGGAAGCAGGCUGUGCUGAGUGUUGCUUUCCGCUACCUGGACACAUACAGAGAACUGCUGCAGGAAGAGGGUGAGAGGUCCAACAGCUUCCCCAAGGAGCUAUAUCUGUGUGCAGUCCAACAACUCAGUCAGUUCCCUGAGCUCGUGGAAGACGUGCUGAAGCUUCAGCGCUGGACCGAGAUCCUCCAAUGCCCCAGCUCCGAGGAGGACAAGGAGAUUCGGAAGAAGCAGGUGCGUCCUCUUUUCCGCCACUUCCGCCGCAUCGACGCCUGUCUGCAGCCCAGAGAGGCCUUCCGGGGAUCAGACGAGAUCUUUUGCAGGGUGUACACGCCGGACCACUCGUACGUGACGAUCCGCAGCCGUCUGUCGUGCCGCGUGGGGGAGAUCCUGGCGCUGGUCAGGGAGAAGCUGCAGUACAGCGAAGACCAGCCAACCCAACCUGGCAACCUGCUGCUGGUGGCUGUCACCUCCGCUGGGGAGAAGGCCGCUUUCCGGCCUAGCGACGAGGCAGUCUUCACCACCCUGGGAGUCAACACUCACCUGUUUGCCUGCGAGCCCUCCGAGCUGGAGAGCCUGCUUCCCUUACCUGAGGAGAUCCACUGGUCGCCCGGCGACAGUAAACUACAUGACAUGAGUGCUGAGGAGGUAGCCACUCAGCUGGUAGUGUUUGACUGGGAGCUCUUCAGCUGCGUGCAUGAGGUGGAGUUUGUGUGCUACGUGUUCCACGGCGAGCAGGCUCGCUGGCGCCCCCUCAACCUUGAGCUGGUAUUGCAGCGAUGCAGCGAGGUGCAGCAUUGGGUCGCCACCGAGAUCCUGCAGUGCCAGUCGCUGCCUAAGAGGGUGCAGCUCCUCCGCAAGUUCAUCAAGAUCGCAGCUCUGUGUAAGCAGCAGCAGGACCUGCUGUCUUUCCUAGCUGUGGUCCUGGGGCUGGACAACCCUGCAGUCAGCCGCCUUCGCCUCACCUGGGAGGGCCUCCCUGGGAAGUUCAGGAAGCAGUUCCAGCAGUUUGAGAGCAUUGCGGAUCCAUCCAGGAACCACAAGUCAUACAGAGACCUGAUGGGCAGCCUCAGACCCCCCCUCAUCCCCUUCACACCACUGCUGCUCAAAGAUCUGACCUUCCUCCAUGAGAGUUGCAAGUCGUUUCAUGGGGAGCUUGUCAAUUUUGAGAAGAUGCAUAAAGUUGCAGAGAUGGUGAGGAGCAUCAGACGAUACAGGAGCUCUCAACUGGCUCUGGAUGCAGAGCCUUCCCCCUCUCACCUCCAGACCAAGGCCUACGUUCGCCAGCUGCAGGUCAUCGACAAUCAGAACCUGCUCUUUGAAAUGUCCUGCAAGCUAGAGCCCAAAGACAUGUGAGAGAAAGUGCGAAUGAGUGGGAGAGGGAUGAGAAAGGGGGAGAUCACCCCCAUACCCACCUUUACCCCCUUUCUCCAUUGCAACUCUGCCCUCAAUGGUCUCAACCCUGAUUGGCUGAAUCAGCUAGCCAUUUUUGCUACGCUGGGUGUUUUCCUGGCUCCCUCCAGCCUCCUUCCUGGUCUGCUUGUCACGAGCCACUGCUGAUUUUGUGUAUAAUACUCAGACUGCUGGAAACGGCUGAGAAAAAUGACUGGAACUGUUUUCUUUGAAGCCUUGUGCGUGUGACUUUGUGAGCAUGUUGUGUGAGGAGGGCACAAGGUUUCAGGACUGACUCGACUAGCAGAUUGGACAGCCAUUUUGUACAGAAAAUGAGGAUGAAUGAAUAAUACAUUUUGUUUGAUUUGUUUUUGUUUCCCCAACACCAAGUCAUGCUUCUGCUUUCACGUCCAAGUGAAGCCUGUCCAGUUUGCACUGCCACCAAACCCCCUUCCCCAACUGGACCUUUCUGAACUUAACCAAACCAGGACGGUUAGCCCAAAUGGGGAAAGGCCGGCUUUGUUUAACUAGACCUGUUGAACUGAAGUCUUUGACAUUUGACCCCCAGACAGACUGUAUUCCUGCUGUUGUCCCACCUUUUCUCCUUGAAGUACUCAGACGUGAGACAAUCUAACCCCGUGACCUCUAUCCUAAAUCUUGACCCCUCCCCUCCAGCCAAUAUGGGCACUUACCACCGACAGCUCAGCGGCAGCCCUCAAUGAGUCAGCGACAGUUGGAUAAUAUAAAAUAUACUCCUAUGCUAGUUCAUACUAGUACUUCUGGGCUAAAAUAAACCCAGAGUUUAUACCUCUGAACAAAAGCUUC
Messenger RNA from Oncorhynchus gorbuscha (pink salmon), 4126 nucleotides. RefSeq names its product rap guanine nucleotide exchange factor-like 1. Bases 1397 to 3265 code for a protein of 622 amino acids. Lineage: Eukaryota; Metazoa; Chordata; Actinopteri; Salmoniformes; Salmonidae. Gene Ontology annotation, biological process: Ras protein signal transduction; positive regulation of GTPase activity. Gene Ontology annotation, cellular component: plasma membrane. Gene Ontology annotation, molecular function: guanyl-nucleotide exchange factor activity. The transcript has 15 exons. The record is from RefSeq and is a predicted model, not a curated record.